AUUCCGAUGUCAUUCAGCAGCAAACAAUUAAAAUCAACACACUGUUUACCGCUGGUUUCGUAAACAUUCUGCUGCACCUGAUAGGGCUUCCGUGACACCACAAUGGCGAGGAAAUGUGUUCACAAAGGGUGUGGGAAAACAUAUGAGGACGAGAACGAAGCAUGCGUUUACCACCCCGGUCCGCCCGUCUUUCAUGAGGGCCAGAAAGGCUGGAAAUGCUGCAAACCGAGAGUGCUGACGUUCGACGAAUUCCUCACUAUCCCACCCUGCACGACUGGCAAACACUCCGACGUCGAUGACACGCCUGCGCCGGAACCAGCACAAUCAGUAGAUGUCCCCAACAACACUCAUGUCUCACUAGGUAGUCUCAAGGAAUCAUUACCGACGCCGGCGCCACGACUACCCACAGCAGAAGCUCCUUCCGCUCCGCCCUCAGCACCCCAAGCGCCUCCCGAAUCAGAAGACGAUGAUCCAAGCAUAGCGAUACCAGACGGUCAGGAAUGUAGAAGGCGGGGCUGUGGAGCGAAAUAUAAUGAGGGUUCGACCAGGGAAGGCGAGAAGUGCGUACAUCACCCUGGCGUGCCCAUCUUCCACGAAGGAUCCAAGGGCUACUCUUGCUGCAAGAGGCGCGUGUUAGAGUUCGACCAGUUCUUGAAGCUCGAAGGGUGCAAGACCAAAGACAGGCAUCUAUUUGUGGGUAGCGGAAAGAAGAAGGACGAGGAGAAGGUGGACACAGUUCGCCACGACUACUAUCAGACCGCGACAACGGUCGUCGCAUCGAUUUUCCUCAAGAAGAUCGAUAAAGACAACGCCAAGGUCGACUUCCAGGAAAGGUCACUAAAGCUUGAUCUGCGAACGUCAGAUAGCAAGCGGUACAAAGCCGAGUUCCCGCUAUACGCAAGCAUCAAGCCAGAGCAAAGCAAAUACAGGAUAUUGGGGACCAAGAUAGAAUUCACGCUGGUAAAGGCGGAUGGUACCAGUUGGCCUGUCUUGAGAUCAGACGAAAAGCCAACAGGAGAACGGAUUCAGGUGGGACAGGCCGGUCGAGUCUAGACAGCUGACGUCGGUAGAGAAUAACAAGUCAUUGCGAUGUCCCGUCGCCGUCGGUUGUUUUGGCCGUCG
Molecule: messenger RNA, 1122 nt
Organism: Westerdykella ornata
Lineage: Eukaryota; Fungi; Ascomycota; Dothideomycetes; Pleosporales; Sporormiaceae
Product: chord-domain-containing protein
Exons: 3
Coding region: 103-1053 (316 amino acids)
Source: RefSeq, a predicted model, not a curated record